Molecule: messenger RNA, 1143 nt
Organism: Aspergillus alliaceus
Lineage: Eukaryota; Fungi; Ascomycota; Eurotiomycetes; Eurotiales; Aspergillaceae
Product: putative integral membrane protein (Pth11)
Exons: 8
Coding region: 1-1143 (380 amino acids)
Source: RefSeq, a predicted model, not a curated record
AUGGGCUGGGUGUAUAACCUCGAAAAAUCCGAUCCACACAGCGAGAUCCCCCAGGUCGUUGCUAUAUGUGUGGUGUUCCCAUUCGCGGCCCUCGUAGCCGUUGCAUUGCGGUUCUACAUUCGAAUCCAAACUAAACGGUCCCUGUGGCUAGAUGACUAUGCAGCUCUAUACAGCGCGGUUAUAGUUUCCGGAUAUGGCGGGAAUACUAUAGCUCAAACUCGAUGGGGCCUGGGCCUCCAUGCGGAGUACUUCCCCGAGCCUAACGUGAAGCCAUUUGGCAAGAUGCAAUAUGCUGGCGGACCGAUGUAUGCAAUGGCUUUAUUGGGAUUCAAGGUCUCGCUGUUAGCGUCGUAUCUCCGGAUCGGUGGUUUCGUCAAGCUGUACCGGGCUAUUAUUAUCGUUGCGAUCGUGGCCGUGGUGAUCAAUCAGGUGCUUUUCACCUUUCUUUUUAUAUUCCCAUGCACACCGAUUGCAAAGCAAUGGGAUCAUGAGGUUGUCGGGACAUGCAUCAACACCCUUAAAUCAUAUUAUGGUCUAGCAGGAACAAGCCUAGGCUAUGAUCUUCUCAUAAUUGCCCUCCCACUCCCCGUUCUUUGGAAUUUACAACUGGGCAGGAGACAAAAGAUCGCCCUCUGCUGUGUCUUCGCCAUCGGAUUUUUUAUCACAAUCAUCCAAAUCCUCCGAAUCUUCAGCAUCUACAGACUCAAAACGUACACAGACAGCAAACCAGUUAUCCUCUGGUCCAUCGUCGAAGUCAGCCUAGCAGUAAUAAUCUCCUGCGUCCCAACCUACGGCCCCUACUUCCGUAUCUUCAUCUCAAACAUCAGCUCCUACCGCCGCCGCCCAACAGGACAAGACUAUCCCCUCACCUCCGGCAACCGACAGACGCGCGGCCCGAGCCGCAAACCGGGCAACAGUGGUCUCGGUGCAGACGAAUGUGGGUUCGAUUUCGGCGAGGGCCCCCGGCCAUACGAUAAUAGUACACCGCAUACGACGACUAUAUCGUCGUCGAAGAAUAUGACCGGGGAUAAUGACUCGGAAGAACAUAUUUUGGGACAGGCAAGCCAGGGGGCGUUUGUGGCUGAAGGUGAGCAUGAUAGGGGGAUUCACAAGGUCAUGGAGGUUACGGUUGAGAGGCAUUGA